UUGAGGCCAAGUUCCUAGGGGUCACCUUAACUGAGGGUUAGGGCUGUGGGAACAGCACCCCAGUGGACAAAGGUUGAGGCAAGGCAAGAAUAGAGCAGGCUUCUUUUCGCGGGCAGUGAAAACAGGCGAUUGAGUGGAUGAGCGAGGGGAAAAAAAGGGAAGAACAGAAAAACAGAAGGAGUACUGCGGCUUUAGAAGGGGCUGGAAAAGACUUGUUGCACAAUGGAAGACUUUCACUCUGAGAAAAAGAUGGAGAAAGACAAUGUGGGACCCAGAAUGGAUCCUCCCAUAAGGGAACCAGAAGGAUCGCUUGGGUGGGUGCUGCCAAAUACGACCAUGAAAAAAAAGGUGCUGUUGAUGGGCAAAAGUGGGUCUGGUAAGACCAGCAUGAGGUCUAUUAUCUUUGCAAAUUAUAUUGCCAGAGACACACAUCGUCUUGGUGCAACAAUUGAUGUAGAACAUUCUCAUGUUCUAUUUCUGGGAAAUCUGGUAUUGAACCUGUGGGACUGUGGUGGACGGGAUACCUUCAUGGAAAAUUAUUUCACUAGUCAAAGAGACAUUAUCUUCAGAAAUGUGGAGGUUCUGAUUUAUGUCUUUGAUGUGGAGAGUCGUGAACGGGACAAGGACAUGCAUUAUUACCAGUCGUGCCUGGAGGCCAUUAUACAGAACUCUCCAGAUGCCAAGAUCUUUUGUUUGGUUCAUAAAAUGGAUCUGGUACAGGAGGAUCAACGGGACCUGAUUUUUAAAGAGCGAGAAGAAGAUCUGAGGUGUUUGUCUCGCCCAUUGGAAUGUUCUUGUUUCCGAACAUCUGUUUGGGAUGAAACCCUCUAUAAGGCUUGGUCCAGCAUUGUUUAUCAGCUGAUUCCCAAUGUUCAGCAACUGGAGAUGAACCUAAAGAAUUUUGCUGAAAUUAUCGAGGCUGAUGAAGUGCUUUUAUUUGAGAGAGCUACUUUUUUGGUGAUUUCUCAUUAUCAGUGUAGAGAGCAACAUGAUGCCCACAGAUUUGAGAAAAUCAGCAAUAUUAUUAAGCAGUUUAAGCUGAGCUGCAGCAAGCUGGCUGCCUCUUUUCAGAGCAUGGAAGUCAGGAACUCUAACUUUGCUGCUUUUAUUGACAUGUUUACAUCCAACACCUAUGUGAUGGUUGUGAUGUCUGAUCCAUCCAUUCCUUCUGCAGCUACUUUGAUCAACAUCCGCAAUGCCAGGAAGCACUUUGAAAAGCUGGAAAGAGUGGAUGGACCAAAGCAGUGUCUUCUUAUGUGCUAAAUAUUGCCAGUAUUGCAUCAGAAAAUAAUGAAAUAUUGUUUACUAAUCCACCUUAAUGUAGACAGUGUGAUGUUGCGAGGCUUACCAUUUCUGUAUUCUUCCCUAAUUCCCAUAGUAUUUAAUCUUAAAUACUAAUUACUCAAACUGAUAUUGAAGAUUUGAAGAUAAAAAUGCUUGUGAAGUUAUGACAAAAAUUAAAUGAUACAUACAUUUUCUGAUAAUAAGCUUUGAAUAAUGUAAAUGUUCUAAUAACCUGGUUCCAAUAGUUGUUUAUGCCAAAACCUUUCCCAACUUCAUCUUCUUUCCUUAUCAGAUGUUAACAUAUAUGUUUAAAAUAUAACUGUUUUCUUGGCAUGCAUUAACAUAUUACUU
Erinaceus europaeus (western European hedgehog) is the source of this 1635-nucleotide messenger RNA. Its product is annotated as ras-related GTP-binding protein A. The record is from RefSeq and is a predicted model, not a curated record. NCBI's taxonomy places the organism in Eukaryota, Metazoa, Chordata, Mammalia, Eulipotyphla, Erinaceidae. Gene Ontology annotation, cellular component: Gtr1-Gtr2 GTPase complex; nucleus; lysosome. Gene Ontology annotation, molecular function: GTPase activity; GTP binding. Bases 223 to 1263 code for a protein of 346 amino acids. Gene Ontology annotation, biological process: regulation of autophagy; cellular response to amino acid stimulus; positive regulation of TOR signaling. The transcript is spliced from 10 exons.